ACUGGCACCAUCUGACAGGCAGCUGAGCAGAAAUUAAUCACAAAGCAAAGCAAAGCAAAGCAAAGCAAAAGAAUUUCUGUCGCUCGUCGUUUGCGGUACGGCGCGCUGCUGUACUUUUGUUGGUUCGUGUCGGACCCCGUGUAAAAUGUCGUCCUUUACGGGAAGAUGAAAAACUGUGCCUAGCCGACGCGAGAAGUGCUUUCUUUCGGUUUUCGUUUUCGUUUGUCCAUUUUGCCCGUCCCGAAUACACCAGCGAGAGCAGUGAAGGUUAUCGGCGACCAGCUUCCCGGGUGGGCGUUUUUUCCCUGCUCUCCGUUUGUCCCGUUUUUGGAUGUACUCGGGGAUGAAGAUAGAAUUGUUGGGCCUGUGAUACGCGUGAGUGCAAAGUUCUGUCCAAGUGUCCACCCCUUGCCCCCGUGCAAAAGUUUGUUUGUGCCGUGCGACAUUUGUAGGGCGGAAGGAAAAAAGAGAUCCGACUCUGCGCUUCGGAACCAGAUCGGAACCAAACCCAUCCAUCGCCGGAUCGUCGUUUUCGGCCCAAGAACGCAACGGAAUUAACGGGUUAAGAAAGAAAGCAGCAGCAGACACGCCGACGAAGCAGGCACUGCGGGCUGGCAUGGUCGGAUGUCGGUACGUGUGAGGUGCAGCAAAACGGGGAAAGUAAAUAUUUUUGGGUGCCAGUGAUCUUGUCCUUUUGGUUUGGCGGAAGCGACGGCGGCAGAAGGUGACGAAAGCGGCAGCGGCGGCGGCUGCGGCGGUGGCGACGGUGGCGGUGCUAAGGCCUGUGGCAAAGCGUGUAUCGACCGAAGGAGAUUUUUUCACUUUUCCUCUUCCCAUAACAAACCGCCUUUUUCGCCAUGGACUCUUCGAUAAUUACUGUACAGGCACAGUAUUCGUUCAAGGGUUCCAACAACGAUGAGCUGUGUUUCAAAAAGGGCGAUAUCAUAACGCUUACCCAGCGUGAAGAGGGUGGUUGGUGGGAGGGAACGUUGGGCGACAAGACAGGCUGGUUUCCUAGCAAUUACGUGAAGGAAUAUGUCGGACCGUUGCCCUUAUCCGAAACAAUACGACCGCCCGAGGAAAUACAGGCCUUUCGAUCGGUGGUGUUUCGUGAUUUGUUAGAAAGCGAGAAAGCACAUGUUGCUGAGUUGCGCGGACUAUCCGAAAACUUCCUGGAACCGCUGGAAGGCAGCCAAAUACUUUCUUCUAACGAAUAUACGCAAUUAAUGUGCAACUUUCUCGAAGUGGUGGAAAUGCACGAAGAGUUCUUACAGUCUCUGGAGGAUUGCAAUGAUCGUGUUGGCAAGGUGUUUCUAUCGAAUGCUCCAACGAUGAAGAAAAUACACCAAUUCUACUGUGCAGCGCAUCCCCGUGCCAUAGUGAUAGUGGAUAAGUUUCGUGAUGAGCUGAAUGUGUUCAUGGAAAAACAGGGUGCAGCUAAGCCGGGUCUGCUUGUGCUUACUACCGGUCUUUCGAAGCCGUUUCGGCGUCUUGAUAAGUAUGCCGCCAUACUGCAGGAACUCGAACGCCACAUGGAAAGCGGACAUCCGGACAGAGGCGAUACUCAACGCAGUAUCGCCGUGUACAAGGAUAUUGCUUCCUCUUGCUCGGCUACUCGACGGCAGAAGGAACUAGAGCUGCAGAUACUAACCGGACCAGUGCGCGGAUGGCAGGGUGCUGAGCUGAGCACGCUCGGUGACAUCAUCCACAUGGGCAGUGUGGCUGUUGGGCCAGAGCAUAAGGACCGCUACCUGGUGCUAUUUCCCCAGACGUUGCUGAUAUUGAGCGUCAGCCAGCGAAUGAGCGCUUUCAAGUACGAAGGAAAGCUUCCCUUGACGGGCAUCACGGUGAACCGUUUGGAAGAUACGGAUCAGCUAAAAAAUGCGUUUGAAAUCAGUGGCACACUGAUCGAUCGCAUCGUAGCAGUGUGUCAAGGACCGAAUGAGGCCAAUCGCUGGGUGGAAUUGCUGAGUCCCAAGUCCGGAACAGCUGAGCAGGGCAACACAGGAGCCGUGGACAUGAAGCGCAACGUUAGCAGCUCGGCCGUUAAUAUUCCACAACCUCCACCGCAUAUGUCACCGCCGUCAGCAACCGGAAACAGCCAUCCAUCGCGCAGCGGCACGUCCAGCAUCGUGCAGCACAUGUCGCAACACAAACGCAGCCAGUCGUUCAAUCACCAUCUGAGCUACAAUCAAGUACAGCAGCAGCAGCAGCAGCAGCAACAGCAGCUCCAACAACAGCAACUAAAGCAACAUCAACAGAAUCCAAAUCUGUCAGCUUCCCCGAACUCCCUGAACCUAAAUCGUCUCGAGGCAAACCAAGCGGCUCUAAAUCAAAAAGGUUUUUCGGAAAAAGCUAAUUGGAACAUCACUAACCUAAGACCGGCACCUCCAUUGCGUCCAGCGUUUCUAAGCUCGGUUGCCGUCAGCGGCACGGGCAGUGCUGGAGGUGGAACAGGCGGUGGGCGAAGUGCAACGGCAAGCAUUACCGGAAGCAUUGGAGGAGCGGCGGCCAGCUGUGUCGGCGGUGGCAGCAGUGGAGGAGGUAGCACCAUUUUAAACACCUCCGAUAGCGUGCAUCACAGUUUGAGUUUCAGCUCGAGCUCGAAGGUGUCACCGACCUACGAGGAGGAUGCACUAGUUCUGCGCGUCAUCGAAGCGUACUGUGCCGCCUACCAGAGCACUUCGCGCCACACUAUGCAUUCAGCGCUGCUUCCCUGGACACCGUGUUUGCCAAUCCGCGGUGGAAAGUUGAAAACCAGCAAACACUUUUCCUCGUCCAAUCCGCAGCUACCCUUCACUUGCUCCUCGCUGUCGUCCUACCUCCCGAGCGGUGGCGGUAUCAAGAACAGCCGGACACACACCUCCACAAACAGCAUUAACUCGUCGCACAUUUGGCGGGAAGCUAGUCCGAACAGUUUCAAUCUGUACGCGGCCUCGAUUGCGACACUCAGCAUGCCGAGCGGUGUGCAGCAGCCCCAGUCCCAGCAGCACCUGCAGCAACAGCAGCCGAAACAACAGCAACACCAUCAACGAGCUCGAUAUUCGAUCGGUGGCUACGGCAGUACCGAGUGGCGAUCGCACUCGGAAGAAUCGGGCCGCAAUGCAAACGGUGGGCCGCGUUCUAUUAACACGUUAAAGACAGGACCGCAGGCAGCCACAGGAUACCAUAAUCCGAUCGCUCGAUCCGGCUCAAACUAUGAUAAUAUUUUCAUGAACACAAACACCAACACACCACUGUUAUCGCGCGUUUCUAAGCAGCAGACCGUGUGGAUGAAUGCGAAUCAGCUGCCAGGCGGUGGAAGUUUAAACCUCGCCACGUAUCAACACCAACACCACCACCACCAAUCACCACCACAGCACCAUCAUCGGCAUCGGCACCGGACGACGAGCCGCGAGCUAGAUGCGGUCAUUCCCGACCGGGACACAAGUCCGCCACCGCCGGCACCGGAAGGUGGCGGUUACAUCGGUGGGGAGUAUCUGCCCUUAGGGCACCCGUCCACCGGUACCAGUGGGUCGCUGUACGAUCGUCGCUUGAAUCGGUCGUUCGAGACGGCGCAGGGUUUGAAGCGAAACUCAAAAAUAUCGCAACUCCGCCGUUCGACCCCGCAGCUGAACGGCGACGAUGGAGGAGAGCACGAGGACGCGGAGGCGCGAGGUUCGCUGCUGCAGGAAGACAACCUGCGCGACGAUAUGUCCCGCAACUCGGUGUCAUGCUGCAACAAGCUGUGGAUGUUCUACUGGCAGCACCAUCGAUAGGGUCGACAGGUUUCGUAGGCUCGUGCUGUGCUGCCACACUAGCGGUAGUAGCUUUUUGUUUGUGCCAUUUCAACGCGUUGCCCAAUGCAACCGGACUCUAUAGAGAUAUACCGUACCGUAGGCUGUUGUCCUAACGCAUAGCGAAGGAUGUUCCUUAACUGGGUUCACAAACUAGUUCACUGUUUAAACGUGUAAACGACCAACAACACUAUCCGUCGGUAAUGCUACCCUCACCGUCUCAAGGACCUUCGAUCGAUGCGAUAUGCAAAGCAAACGCCAUACUUUAUACACCAAUUACUAACCGAAUGUUGUACACAGGGUAACCAUAUUCACACAAUGUAGUGGUGUGACGCGUAUAAUCGAUCUAGGAUCGUUUGUUUGUUGAUCAGUUGUAUUGCCGUCGUAGCUUGAUGCUAGCUGGAUGUGUUUCUCUUCAUAUAUCUACUGUGGGCUUGCUUUAUUAAUCUGCCGGCUUGGAAAGAAGGCACCAAUUUGGAAAUGAUAUACUCGCAUAUACCACCCCACCCGCACACGAUCAAACAUCGAAAUUGGCCUACCGUGUAUUUUGCAGUCUGCUAGUUUUUGGUUGUUUAUUAUCGCUUGAAGCGAACGAAUGUCGUGUCGGCCCGGUAUUUGGCCAUUUAGUACAUGGUGCACUUAGUGGUACUCUGAGCGGUCAAACUGCAUAUACAUAUAUACUCCGUGUUGCUUGUUGUGGAUAUACAAUGUAGUGUAGUAGGAAGGAAGGGAUCUACGUGGACGAGAAAUGAUGGGAUGAUAAUAAAUAAAAAAAAACAUACACACUAUUCUACACAAUUCGGCUAGCAAGAAGUAUCUGAUCGUUAGACGUCUACCAGAGUGAUCUUUCACUUUUCACUAUUUAUCCAGCCGCGUAGCACCUCUCGAAGAGUGGCCAAAAACCAUUAUGUGAUAUUAGACGAAGUAGUAAAGAAUCGUGUUUCUGUGUAACCUCUUCCUGUGCGUCCUGUUCGGAACUGUGUCUUUGUAGUAGUGCCGUAGCUGCUUUAUGCUUUAUGUGCUGAGAAAUGUAGUUAGAAUCGAAAGAAUCACUAUUUUCUUAUUUUCCUUGCGUGGUAAAUAUGUUGCCUGAAUAAGCAACGCUCACAUAAUCGCCAAGAUGAUGUGUUUAUGCAAUUCAUCGCCAAACGCUUGUUUGGGAUCUGUUUUUCCCCCUUACCAAAAGAGUAAUAAAAGUUUUCGGCUGUUUAAAAAAGAGGUAGAUAAAUAAAAACAAUCCCCCUUGCUGAGGGUGACAGCAGCAGCAGCAGCAGCAGCGAUGAAAGCGAGUGUCAAGCACGGGGAGAGAUAUCGACCUAGAAAACCGAGAGACCCGUGCCUCGAAAGAAAUGCAGAAAUGCAUGAAGGAAAACGCGUUCACAGAAGAUUAAGUUGGGGCUUGGGUUUCGGUUUUUAUGGCGGAGCAGACGAAAAUAAAUUACUUUUUUUGUACCUCGCGACGCCAGCAAAACAAAUGAGCAUCAUCUCGGAGGGGAUGGUGUGGUGUGUGUGAGUGUGUAAAAGUCGUAUUGUUUUUACUUGCCGGCGGCUGCUUCCGCGAUCUUAGUCAAACCGUCGCCGCCACGCUUGAGCGAGCCGUCGUCAUUUGUGUUGUCCAAAAACGGUAACGAAACGGCUCGAUGGCGGAAGUGUUUGUGGUUCAAAAUGCAGAUUGAUCCCUUUUUUCAUUGCAAUCCUAUGCAGAUGCUUGAGUUCAUUUGUGUUGCAUUUAAACCGUGACGCUUCGUUACGUCAGAUACUCACACACGCACAUCAAACCGAUCGAUUUAUUGAUGCGAUCUACGUUGCGAUCUCGAAGGGAAAGUGUUAGAUUUUUAUUCCGAUUAUUGAUUUUAUGUAAUGUAUUAAACGAAGGGACUGCCUACGGCGCUAUGAUGGAUCGCUAAUUUUUGUGUGUUGCUCAGCAUCGAGCAUAAUUAGUGUGGUUUAUGGUCUGAACGAAGUAGCGUCUUGUUUUAUCUGCCAAGAUUGGUCAUGAAAAGGGUAAUUUUGUUUCGAGGCCGAAAAGAACGUGGUUUCCCAUGGUAAGCGCGGUUCAUCUUUCACUCUUUCUCCUUACAACACUCAACCUACACCUCCCCUCCCCGGAAGACUCCACCGAACAGUAAAACAAUGGCAGUGGGGCAAAGCUAACUGCUGCUGCUAUUGCUCUACGGACACUUCUGUCGUCGCAACCGUAAUAAGGGCUGAUCUAAAUCUAAAAGUGUGAAUAAUUACGCCGCCGCCACCUUCAAAAGAAGUGCAUCCAUCGUGCGCUUUUGAACAAAUUAAACAUAAAACCCCUACCGCAGGCGGGAGGACCUCUUCUUACGGAGGGAGGGCUGACCCGAUUUUGUCCUCCUUUGGCCGGUGCGGUGCGGCGUAUUUCGGUUUCGGACAGUAAUGGGGUCAGUUUGGUGGAGAUUUUGGGCUGCUGGCGUUUUUGAUUAUGUUGUGCUUCUUGUCCCGUUACGCUGAUGUUUUGUAGUUUGUUAUAGUUUCUACCGUGCGGUGGAUAUUUAUGCCUUCUUUUUCUGUAAUAUGAGUGCCGCUCGUGGUGUGGUGGAAGGUGAACAUUGAUUUGUGGUUUGUUUUAUCGUUUCAUAUUUGUUCCUUCUUUUUUUCUUCCUUUCUUUCUCUUUUUAUUUAUCUUUAAUCCGGUUCGAUCAUGCAUUGGUUUUCUCCGCCGCUCGGUUUGCCCUUCUUCUUCCUCCCUCCCCGUGGGACCCUCCCGCUUCGGUCGCUC
Anopheles merus is the source of this 6522-nucleotide messenger RNA. It is a transcript of the gene RtGEF, whose product is annotated as rho guanine nucleotide exchange factor 7. The record is from RefSeq and is a predicted model, not a curated record. Gene Ontology annotation, molecular function: guanyl-nucleotide exchange factor activity; protein binding. The coding region runs from base 858 to 3758 and encodes 966 amino acids. NCBI's taxonomy places the organism in Eukaryota, Metazoa, Arthropoda, Insecta, Diptera, Culicidae. The transcript is spliced from 8 exons.